This is a messenger RNA of Heterobilharzia americana, 479 nucleotides long. NCBI's taxonomy places the organism in Eukaryota, Metazoa, Platyhelminthes, Trematoda, Strigeidida, Schistosomatidae. The record is from the annotation of a GenBank genome assembly.
AAAUACAUUACUAUGCCAUAUAAGAAAUCAUGACUGAAACCACUUGAAAUUGGUGUGGCUGGCUCAUAAACCAACUAAUUCCCUCCAAACCCAACUGUGCUGACCAAAGGAUGCAACAACCAAACAAGACAGACAAACCGAAUAUCGUUUACAAAAUCAACUGGAAUAACUGUAGUAAACACUACAUUGAACAUAGCGGCCGCCCUCUUCACCUUCAUCUACAUGAACAUCAAUUAACUACUAAACGUCACGACAUGUCAUCACUGCUUAUUUCAAUGCAUGUGGAUAAAAACUAUGGAGAUGAAUUGAAUUUUGACAUUGUAGAAAUCUUGGAGGGAGAGAGGAAAGACAAAGAAUAUGAGAGAAUUCCUAGGAGCUUGGCAUUCACGUCGGUCAGUCAGUCAGUCAGUGAGCAAUCAAUAGAUGUAUAGACAUAGACCCAAUCUAUCAAGGAGUGAGAAAAAUGAUAAACGACAGAA